UCACAGCUUGCUCCCACGCCCUUCCACCGUGCGCACCUGCAGCUGUUCGCCACACAGCCUGCAUGUGACCGGUGCCUUGGGGGUCUUGCUGCUGCACGCCAGCAUGUCGUGCAUCUUGAGGUUGAUGGGGUCGUUGGGGUCGGGGAUGGCCAUGAUAUCCCGCUGCGACACAAUCAAUUCACACCAAAAGCUCCACUGCACCGUGUCCGUUGCGUGUACAAUGCUGACCUUCUCACACCACUCAGUGAUGCCAUCAUUAAACUGGACAUUGCAGAACUUUUUCGGCACGAGGCGCCCGUAAGACACGUCAGAACAGACAGUCCAAACUGACAU
Molecule: messenger RNA, 333 nt
Organism: Vitrella brassicaformis
Lineage: Eukaryota; Vitrellaceae
Source: the annotation of a GenBank genome assembly